Canariomyces notabilis is the source of this 942-nucleotide messenger RNA. RefSeq lists its product as uncharacterized. Bases 376 to 942 code for a protein of 188 amino acids. The record is from RefSeq and is a predicted model, not a curated record. Lineage: Eukaryota; Fungi; Ascomycota; Sordariomycetes; Sordariales; Chaetomiaceae. The transcript is spliced from 2 exons.
GGUGUUCAACCGACAUCGACUUUUCUUCAUGCGGUUGUUGCGACAUAACAGUGGACGAAGGCGACGGGAAAACAACUACACCCAGGUUGAGCGAGGAAAUGUGAAGCCAAACGAGUUUGCACACCAGUCGGGGUAGGACAACAAUAAUAAGCGGCGCAAUCUCAACUUUGCCUACCGACUGGCCUCAUUUGAGUCCAGCUGUCGCGCAUUGUUGCCGCUUAAAGUGCCAGCGUUCGGAAGACGGAAGACUACGACAUUAACGGAUAGCGAAGGCCGCGACGGCAUAUUACUGUGCCGAUAUCUCGCUACCAGGGUUAGGACUAGAAACUGCUGAGCAGCGGCCCGCUUGGGACACGCUACGCUCUCACCGUCGUCAUGCCUUCAACCGCGAUGCAAGCAGCAACAAAAACUGCCACAACCUUCUGCAUCUUGAACUCUAGAGCAGCUGUCAGAGCCACCAGAUAUGCAUCCACCAAGCGAACAGCAAAGCCCCCAACCACACCGGCAACACAACCCACCCCUAGAACAGCAACAGCAAGACCCCCCACAACACCGGCUGAGCAGCCCGCGAGCAACCCCUUACCCAAGCGCGACCCGCCUCCGAAAUGGAAACGCAUUCUCUGGACAGUGUGCUUCGCGGCCGUGACCAUUACAGGGACCAUCUACGGAGCGGGACUCAAGACACAACAGCAGUGGAAGGCUGAAAAGCAAAGGAUCCAGGAGGCCAGCAUAGACGAGAAGGUUUCUAUCCUUGAGCAGCGCAAGGCGGAUUUGCUGAGGCAAAAGGGCGAGAUCGAAGCCAAGUUAGCUAUGCUGCGAGCGAGGAUGGAGGCCACCGCUGCUGCCGCUGCCGCUGCUGGUGGAGGUGGUGAUGAUGAUGGUCACAGUGCUGGUGAAGGGAAGCAGCCUAGUGGGACAGUUAAUAGUAGAGAGAAGAGGUGA